Molecule: messenger RNA, 1359 nt
Organism: Adineta steineri
Lineage: Eukaryota; Metazoa; Rotifera; Eurotatoria; Adinetida; Adinetidae
Source: the annotation of a GenBank genome assembly
AUGACUAUAAUUCUUGACAUUCUUAGUGUGAACAUAUGGACUGCAGUAUUUAUUAUUUUAACUAUUUUAUAUUUUAUUUAUUAUCGUAAAUUUCGUAUAUUCAUAUAUGAUCAACCAGAAAAAGUAACAAAAGGGAAAAUUCGUCGAGGCAAAUGUCCACCAUCGUAUCCGAAUGGAUGGUUUUGGUUAAUAGAUUCAUAUAAUCUUGCUCAAGGUGAUGUUAAAUUUAUUCAAAAUUGUGGACGAGAUGUUGUACUUUUUCGAGGAUACAAUGGAAAACCUUAUGUUCUCGAAGCAUAUUGUGCUCAUAUAGGUGGUAAUCUAGGUGUUGGCGGUAAAGUUCGUGAUAUUAAUUGCAUAGAAUGUCCAUUUCAUGGUUGGAUAUAUGAUGGUGAAACUGGUACAUGUGUAUUUCCUGAUGGUGAAAAUAAAGUUCUUCGAAAACUCGAUACAUUUGAGUACGUUGAUGUUGAAAGAUGUACACCAUGUACAUCAGAUAAUCAAACAUCAACGAGUUAUUUACAAAAAAUAGCUGAUCAGCAAGAAAUAACACUUAAAACAUACGAAUGUCGUGAAAUGAAUGGAUCAAUUUUUGUUUGGUUUCAUGCAAAUGAACAAUUAAGACAUAAACCACUUUAUGAAUUAUUUGAUAUUACAGAUGAAAUACAGAAAAAUAAUAUGGAAGUUCGUGGUGAAUCUAUAAAUUAUAUUAAUUGUCAUAUACAAGAAAUACCAGAGAAUGGUAGUGAUGUUCGUCAUUUUGAUUACUUACAUGAAUCUGUUCUUGAUUCAAUUUCAUUUGUUAAAUUUAAAUGGAAGGUUUUAGCUGAACGAGCAAUAACUCCAAAUAUGCGUGAUUUAAUGGCACAUUCACACCCAAAAGCACAUGCUUAUAAAAUGCAUCUUUUCAAUAAAUUUUUAACAGAAGAUAAUCUUCAGUAUAUUAAUAUAAUAGCAUUAGAUUGUUCAUUAUGUUUUUUAAACAAAUAUGAAAUAUUUCUUUUUAAUACAACAGGUUUUCAAAUUGGUCCAUCAAUUGUUUAUCUUUUUCUAUGGUCUCCAUAUUUUAAAUUAACAUUUUUUCAUACAUUAACACCAUUAGAAAAAUUUCAUCAACGUGUGGUACAUCGAAUAAUAACAUCAAAAUGGAUGCCUUAUUGGCUAUCAGCGAGUAUGCUUAUGGGAGAAGUUAAACAGCUUUAUGCAGAUAUGAAAAUUUGGAAUAAUAAAAUUUUUACUGAAAAACUUAAUUAUAAUUUAAAAAGUUAUGCAGAUAAAUGUCUUCAUUCAUAUAGAAACUGGUAUGCACAAUUUUAUGAUGGUUGUUAUGAACGCGAAGCAAAAUCAUUAUCUUGGUAG